AUGUAUAAGCAAAUAACAAGAAAAAUGGCUCCCAUUACUCCUAGAACCCCUAGAUCUAAUGCUAGAAAUAGCCUUACCCAGGUUGCAGUUGGUCGUGUUGAGCAACAUCUUGUUGUACCUGCUGUUACCCAAGAACAGCGUAUGACAGAAAUGUCAGCUCGCCUUGAUAACAUGGGCACCAUACUUGGAUCCCUGGACAAUAGAUUUGGUCAAUUUAUUAACGUCCAAAGAAGAAACACCAAGACAGUUGGUGCAAUUGCUAUGUCUUUGGCAUCUACAAGUAGACAAGUUCUCCCAGCAGUUGCCCCAUCUGCUGCCCCAUCUUUUGACCAAAUGUCUGAAGAAGAGACAAAAGUUGCAGUUUUGGCCUUGAUCAGAGAGAAGAUCUGGAAAAAGGACUUCAGAUCUAAUGAUUCUACUGAGAUUGCUGGGAAUGAAGCAAGACAAAGAUGGAACAUAGAUGAGAGGGUUGACUAUCUCAAUAAUGUUGUUGUUGUUGCGUACUUGCAGGAGUAUAUUCAUGCCCAAUCCCAAACUGUCAGCUUUUGGCCUGGCAUGGUAGUAUCUAUGAUAAAAACACAUACAUUGCCUGAGCAGCGCGUAGACAACAACCGCAGAGCAAGAAUUGCCAGCCAGAUUAAAGAGAUUAUUACAAAACAUAUCUAUACUUGCCGCCAGGAUAUCUAUACUAGAUACUGGAGGGUGAUAGACAAGGAGAUGGGUCUCACGGUGAAAGAAGAUUUCAAGAUAGCUUUUUUUAGUGCUAUCCAAAAAGGGGCUAUGUCAGACGGCAAGUCUGACACAGAGAAACUUUUUCCUGGAUUCCCAGUGCGUGUGUUAAAAGUUGCCCGUCCCAGCUGGAGAAGCAAUGAAUUCAACAAGUUUCUGGGCUUGAUUGAUGAAAGCAUGCAUUCCAAUCAUAAAGCAAAAGGGAAUGCAAAGCCAAGAAUGCCUAGGUUUUUGAGAGGAGAAAAAAAUGUUACUGUACCAUGUUGGCUGAUUUUGUCACUGCCUCCCUGGGCGAUUAAACAAUAA
Molecule: messenger RNA, 1035 nt
Organism: Phycomyces blakesleeanus NRRL 1555(-)
Lineage: Eukaryota; Fungi; Mucoromycota; Mucoromycetes; Mucorales; Phycomycetaceae
Exons: 6
Coding region: 1-1035 (344 amino acids)
Source: RefSeq, a predicted model, not a curated record